AUCAAUAAGCAAACAUUAAGAGCUACGGUCCAUCCAUUAGUACAGAAUAUCCAAACAAUCUCCCGACUCCCGCUCAGAUUCAGAAAGGUAUUAGAGUAAGUGCUGAGUGCAGAGGAUCCUCCCUUUAGUUCCACACAUUAGACAGUGGACACUAACGCCUAGCGUUAAUCCCCAGAACACCACACCAAGUUGUUUCUGUAUUUGUCCGUGUGUAUAAAAAGCCAGGUAUGACAGUAUGCAGUCACCGAGCUACGCUGAAGGAGUAUCCAGAUCAUCUCCACACACUGAAGCAUCAUGGAGUCCAGAGCGUCUCUCUCCGUUCUCGCCCUGCUGCUUGGCUUCUCGCAAGCUCUCCAUCUCGACCAACCUCAGCACGUGGACAUCACGACACAGAUUCUCACCACCAACAACGGAUCCAGUGAACUGUUGUUGGAGGGAGACAUACUCUUGCCAAGAAGCAGGAACGCUCUUGUCUGCGCCACCAAAAACUGCUUUUGGAAGAAGUCCUCAAAUGGCUUAGUGGAGGUGCCUUUCACACUGAGCCGUGUUUUCUCUUCCUCUGACAAGACAGUAAUUGACAAUGCCAUGGCCACCUUCCGCAGCAAAACCUGCAUUAGUUUUGUUCCCAGGACAAAUCAAACUGACUACCUGAGCAUCGAGAGCAAAGACGGAUGCUACUCUAAUCUGGGCAGAACAGGUGGUGCUCAGGUGGUCUCUCUCAACAGGUUGGGUUGUGUUUACUACGGCAUCGUCGAGCACGAGCUGAACCACGCGCUCGGUUUCUACCACGAGCAUACUAGGAGUGACCGUGAUCAGUACGUCACCAUCAACUGGGAAAACAUCAAACCAGAAAUGCAGGCUAAUUUCAACCUACAGAAAACCAACAACCUCAACACGCUGUACGACUACUCCUCCGUGAUGCACUAUGGGAAAACAGCUUUCUCCAUCAACGGUCAGGACACCAUCACUCCUAUCCCUGAUCCUUCAGUGAAGAUUGGACAGAGAAAUGAGUUGUCCGCCAUCGACAUCCUGAGGAUCAACACUCUCUACAAGUGCUGAACUUGGUCUUUUGGCUUGAUUUAACUUUGCUUUAAUAUUGUAGAACUGUUAAUGAUAGAGGAUGUAGUGAUGACUUAAUUUGCUGUUUAAUCAAAAUGUGGAAUCAUAUAAUAAAAUGAC
This is a messenger RNA of Ictalurus furcatus (blue catfish), 1179 nucleotides long. Its product is annotated as hatching enzyme 1.2-like. Gene Ontology annotation, molecular function: metalloendopeptidase activity; zinc ion binding. The coding region runs from base 295 to 1059 and encodes 254 amino acids. Lineage: Eukaryota; Metazoa; Chordata; Actinopteri; Siluriformes; Ictaluridae. The transcript is spliced from 4 exons. The record is from RefSeq and is a predicted model, not a curated record. Gene Ontology annotation, biological process: proteolysis.